AUGUCUCGGUGUUACCCGUUUCCACCUCCUGGUUAUGUACGGAAAGAAAUCGAGGAUGAGUCUCUGAUCGAAUCGAUCAAGGGGGCAAAGGAGGAAGUUAAGAAAGAUAGAAAACACAAGAAGAAGGAUAAAAAGAGGAAGGAUAGGGAUAAUGAGGCGGAUCGAAGCAAAAAGCACCGUCAUAAAAGACGGCGAAAAGAUGAAAGCGGCAAUGCUGUUAAGAAGGUUGAUGAUCGUUGCGGAUUGGUAAACAGCGAGGUCGAGUUCUUGGAGAAGAGCUGUCUUACAAUGGAACUUGAGCAUCAAACGUCGUCUCAGAACUCUUGUGAUAGCUCUCUUCAUAGCAACGAUAGACCGAAGCAGGUUCAGAGUCAGCCCCUCGAUGGUAGGCAUAACGACUCUGGUGAGUUUGUUUGUGUUUACUUGUUGUUGGGUCUGUUUGCUUCACGUGCACACACGUUGGUGACAUUGUUUCUUCAAAUUUGUUGCUAUGAAUUUGAAGAAAUCAGCAAACGGAUCCGGUUACCUAGCAAAGAGCAGAAAGAUCAUGAGGUGAUGAUGACCAACAAGGAUCAAAGUCACUGUUCUUCCUUGGAAAGGUUAUAUGCUUCUUCAGCUGUUGGUCAUCUUUAUUCGACUUCUGCAAAUGAAGCUCCACGGGAUGCUUUAAGGGUCUGUCAAGAGAAAAGAAGAGAUCCAAAUUUUGGUUCGUCCAGAGAAAUCUCAACAAAACUCAGUAAAGAGAAGAAAACAAUUUCUCUGAAUGAUGUCAAAUCCCGAGAAACAAACAGUAGGCAACUCGGUAAAGAGAAGAUGCCAUCAUCAUCUUCAUGUAGUCAUCGAGAAGCAGAGAAACCGUCCUCUAGUCAUCAAGAAGCCAUUGGACAUUCAAAGCUAGGAUGUAGCAAAUGCCCUCCUUCCAUGGCAGUGCAGUUCUUGAAUCUCAUCGAGAACUGGGAUCCCGACCGGGUGGAGAGCAAGCUCACAGACUCUGGAGAUCAAGAAUUGUGGUUAUUCAUGAAGUUCAGCGCCAAAAGAGAUCAGCAUCGCCAAGUUAAGAAUCAGACAACCAGUGGGGCAAGUAGUUCGAUGUCGUGGCCAACUGCUCGAUUUCUUCCAGAAGCGGAAGUACACGCAUUGCCAUUCACCGUCCCGUUCUAA
Messenger RNA from Arabis nemorensis, 1161 nucleotides. The record is from the annotation of a GenBank genome assembly. Lineage: Eukaryota; Viridiplantae; Streptophyta; Magnoliopsida; Brassicales; Brassicaceae.